CGCGCGGGGGCUCAGCUCCCGGCUGCCCCGCCCGGCCCCGUGCCGCGGCAGCCACUGGGACACGGCGCUGCUGGCCGGGACGGCGUCGCUGCCCGCCAGGUGAGCGCAGCGCCCUGUGGCGCCUUACGGACCCGUCGCCGAACGUCGCGCUCCGGUGUCUCCGUUUCGUGUUGAUGUAAUUCAGCUGAAAGCAUCCCGCCAGGCAGCGGCCGCCCUCGGAGAGGCCGCUUCGCAUCAGGAAGGUUCUUUGUGCGCGCGUGGGCCCGCAGCGCUUUGUGCACGCGUGCGGGCCUGCUGUGGUCACUGGAGCUGCGAAGUGGGAACUGGGAGUGCUUUUGCUGCAGUAUGAGUCUGUGCGGUGGCACAGGAGCACAACCAAAGAAGAAAAAGAAAGUGGAUCCAAAGAGAGAGCAAGCACAGAAGGAUCGUGUGAAAAAGAAGAUUAAAAAGUUGGAAAAAGCUGCUCCAGAACUGAUUCCCAUUGAGGAUUUUGAAACCCCAGUGAAGUUUUCAGAUAGCAACAGGGUGCGAAGCCUUCCUCCUCUCUCAUUUGAGGAGACCGAAAGAAGAGUUUUACUUAUGAAAAAGUGGUCUCUGUAUAAGCAGCAACAAGACAAGGCAGAGAAGGAAGCAAUUCGGAGCCUCGUAGAAGCUCAGCAAGAGGCACUACAAGAACUGCGCCUGGAAUCUGAGGAGCUCUACCAGGCAGCAGUCAGACGGGACGAGGAGCUGUUCCCCUUUGAGAGAGACGGACCUGAUUAUACCCCAGCACUUCCUGGUUAUGAUCCUCCUGAAGGAAAGUGCAUCGAUAUCACCAAGGUGUACACGCAGUGAUGGGGUUCCUUUUCACCUGGCGUGAGCUGCUCGGCCGACUGAAGGAUGGAAUGAGAACUGCUGGUUCCUUUGGCAUGUUCAAACACAGUAGGCGUGUGACUGUAAAAACUAAUGAAUAGAAAAUCC
Molecule: messenger RNA, 960 nt
Organism: Phasianus colchicus (ring-necked pheasant)
Lineage: Eukaryota; Metazoa; Chordata; Aves; Galliformes; Phasianidae
Gene: MRPL40
Product: mitochondrial ribosomal protein L40
Cellular component (GO): mitochondrial large ribosomal subunit; mitochondrial ribosome
Source: RefSeq, a predicted model, not a curated record